AUGGAUAACGAGUGGUUGUCACUGUCAUUAGCUUUGCAGAGUAAGAAUUUCGCCAUCGUUGAUGAUGUGUUGUCACGUGGCCCGGAUGUUGAUGUUAACACGGCUUUGAGAAUUGCUGCUUCAUCUGGCAAUAGUGAAGCUGUGAAUUAUUUAUUGCAAAAAGGAGCUGAUCCCUUGGCGAAAGGCCAGUUUGGAAACAAUGCUCUGCACUCCGCUUCACAGGGUGGUAAUGUCGCCGUCAUGGAGAUACUAAUUUAUCGUGGUGUAGAUGUCGAUUCAAAAGAUAGUCAUGGCAAUACACCUUUGAUGAGGGCUGCAGCGUCUGGCAAGAUUGAAGCUGUGGAAAUUCUUUUAGCCGAGGGAGCUGAUCCCUUUGUGAAAAACCAUUCGGGAAGAAACGUACUGCACUUCUCCUCACAGACUGGCAAUGUUACCAUCAUCGAGACAAUAAUACUACGUGGUCUAGACGUCAAUUGCCAAGAUAGUAAUGACACCACACCGUUGAUGUUGGCUGCUGCAGUUGGCAAGAUUGAAACCUUUAAUUAUCUUUUAGACAAGGGCGCUGAUCCCUACAUGGUAAGUUGGUUUGGAGAAAAUCUCAUGCAUUACGCUUCACACGGUGGUAAUGUGACUAUUCUCCAGAAAAUUAUAUCUCGUGGUCUACACAUCGAUUCAAGGGGUAGAUAUGGGAACACACCAUUGAUGAAGGCUGCAGCGUCUGGUAAGAUUGAAGCCGUUAAUUUUCUCUUAGACAAAGGAGCUGAUCCCUUUGUGAAAAACAAGUUUGGAAGAAAUUUACUGCACUUCGCUUCAGCGGCUGGCAAUGUCACCAUCAUCGAUACAGUACUGUCACGUGGUCUAGAUGUUGAUUGCAAGGAUAGUAAUGGCACCACCCCGUUGAUGUUGGCUGUUGUAGACAGCAAGAUAGAUGCAGUAAAUUAUCUUCUAGACAACAGGGCCGAUUUCUUUAUGACGAGCCAAUCGGGAGAAAAUUUACUUUACUUCGCUUCAGAGGCUGGCAAUGUCACCAUCAUCGAGACAGCUUACAAAGGGACAGACUUCGCUGGCGUAAAAAUUUCGGGCUUUUACAAGGAUCAAGCUGUUCUUGAUUUCUUGUGUGAAACCCUUGAUGUUAAUCCCAAUCAUCUUGAAGAUCACUGA
Stylophora pistillata is the source of this 1161-nucleotide messenger RNA. RefSeq names its product serine/threonine-protein phosphatase 6 regulatory ankyrin repeat subunit A-like. Lineage: Eukaryota; Metazoa; Cnidaria; Anthozoa; Scleractinia; Pocilloporidae. The record is from RefSeq and is a predicted model, not a curated record.